GUGAAUUUGUUAGUUUUCUGAUACGUUUGGCGCAGUUUUGAUCAAAUUAUAUUCGUGGUCGGAUGAUAUACAAUUAUUAGUGAUGACAAAAUGUUUGGGGUGUUAGGACGUUAUGUUAGUGUCAUAACAAUACUUUUUAUAUUUUCUAGUGCUGUGAGUUGUGAUUAUGUUUCGUCAGGAAAUACAUUGUACGUGGCAGAAGACCCGCACUCCUCUCGAAAAUUUACUGUAAUAAAUAGAAACGAUGAAAAAGCGGAUAGAAGUGUGCACGAACGAAAUAAACGUGAUGCAACUUUAACUCCACCGCCUUUGGAAAAAAAUAUUAGUACUUGGACAACUCACCUCAAUGACAGUCACCAGCAACUCAUGGUGCAUUGGGUUGGUGAAGGAUCUAAUGUUAUUAUUUGCCUGGCAAGAGACUCCAGCCCUAGGAAUAAGGGUUCAAUUUCUCCAUCAGCUCUGUAUAUAUCAUAUGACUAUGGAAAGAACUUCACAAAUAAGACUGAAAGUUUCAGACUUGGAGAGGAACCUGACAGUGGUUAUGCACAACUUGAUAAAUUCUUCAAUCAUCCAAAAUACCCAGAAUUUUGUGUUUUCAUUGAUUCAACGAACAAGAAGUUAUAUACAACCAAUGACAAUGGACACACCAUUCAUAGGACGGACCUGACCUUCAAUCCCAACGAAUUGGUCUUUGAUGAAGAGUUUCCUGUCAGAUUUGUUAUCUUGGAUAAAACUAGCCAGAAUAGAAAUCUAUACCUAACGGUGGACGGUGGCAGAACGUUCAAACAAAUACAGAGUUUCGUAAAGACGUUCUUCUGGCCAUCUGGCCCGGAGUUGCCGAAGGUGUUCUACGUGGAACGUAUGAAGCCUCGCAGCAGUAGCACCGUGCUGAAGGUCAACGACCCCUCGGACAUGAGACACGCUGAAGUCUUGUUCGCGGACGCUAAGGAUUUCCAAAUAAAGGGCGACUACAUGUUCGCGACGAGACAAUCGGACGAUAAGAAUAAUGUAGAUUUGUACAUUUCGUACCAACGCGGUCCUUUCUACAGAGCAGAUUUCCAAACCGAGUUGGAUCUGAAGAAGUUUCAUAUCGCGGACGUGACGGACAAACGUAUAUUCGUCUCUGUUAUGCACACGGAGAGUGUAACCAACUUGUAUGUAUCGGAAAUAAGCAGGAACUUCACGAAAUACAACUUUGUGCUGAGUCUCAAACAAAUUUUGUGCUAUUUCCCCGAAGGCAACUGGAAGCACAGUUGGCUGGAAGACGUAACAGAAGAUCCAUUUACGGACUUGUAUCGGGUAGAAGGUCUAAAAGGGAUAUACAUUGCGUCGAAAGUGAAUUCCAAGUCUCUGGUUGAGAGUGUCGAGCCUGAACACUUAAUAUCGCUGAUCACGUUUGACCACGGCGUCACCUGGUCACCUAUCACACCGCCAGCUGAAGAUGAGAAUGGUAAACCUCUCAAUUGCCACAUUGAAAACUCAUGCAGUCUACACUUAUGUCAGAAAUUCAGUCAACUGUAUCCGGUUACAAGCCCACCCGGAAAUAUCAUAAAUAAUGAUAUGAGAUCCGCCAGCAUAAUGAGCUCUAAAUCGGCUCCCGGCAUUAUUAUGGCAACGGGAGUCAUUGGGAAAUCGCUGAAAGGUAUUCCUGGAGUAUAUAUAAGUCGAGAUGCUGGUCUCACAUGGAAAAGAAUUCUAAAGGACUAUUAUUUCUUUAACUACGGUGACCACGGCGGUGUACUGGUUGCCGUAAAAUAUUUUAAAUCAAGAGGCGAAACUAGACGAAUAUUGUAUUCAACAAAUGAAGGCUUGGAGUGGAAUUCUUAUCAGUUCAAUGCAGAUGACCUACGCAUUUACGGACUUAUGACAGAGCCGGGAGAGAACACAACCACGUUUACGAUGUUCGGGUCGGCGAAUGAGCAACAUCAGUGGAUAAUUAUCACAAUCGACUUGUUUAAUACGUUCGCACGCAAUUGCACGGAUGAUGAUUACAAGUUUUGGUCGCCAUUACUUCCAAAUUCAACGGUAUCGUGCGUUCUCGGGAAGAGGGACAUUUUCCAUAGACGAAUGCCCCAUACGAACUGUUACAACGGCGUCGGAUAUGUCCGACCGGUUAAGAAGGAGAUUUGCGAAUGUGGUCGCAGAGAUUAUGAAUGCGAUUUCGGGUUCGCCCUUUCCAGUAAUGUUUGCGUGCGCAAUCGGUCCACACGUUACAAUAACUACGAUCCCUAUGCUGUUCCAUCUGAAUGUCAGCCCGGGCACUUCUAUAAACGCACGAAAGGUUACAAAAAAAUCGACGGCGACGUUUGUAUAACACCUUUCUACUCACCCUACGAACCCGACAUGAUACCUUGUCCCUUAGAAGAACCUACAGAGUUCAUAUUAGUCGCUUUGAGAGAAAAAAUUGCCCGGAUAGAUCUAUCCGAUAAUUCGACAAUCAUUCCCGUUAAAGGUCAAAAGAAUAUUGUAGCGAUUGAGUUUGAUAUGAAAAAUAACUGCAUUUAUUGGGCUGAUAUUGAAGAUGAUAAAAUUAGCCGGCAGUGUUUCGAUAACGGCGACACCCAAGAAGUCAUAGUGGACACUGAUUUAGCCAGCAUAGAAGGAAUGGCGUUAGAUUGGAUAUCUAAUGUAUUGUUCUUUGUGGAUAGUUCCAGGAAGAAAAUUGAAGCGGUCAGAACAGAUCUGACUAGCAUGGGUAGAAUGAGAACUACAAUUUUGGACUCAAAAGUAUUGUCAAAGCCCAGGGGUAUUGCUGUACAUCCUAAAGCUGGAUAUCUCUUCUGGACUGAUUGGGAUAGGAAAAACCCAUCAGUUUCCAGAUCAAACCUUGACGGUACAAAUGUUAAGAAACUGUUCACACAUCCCGUAGUACAAUGGCCAAAUGGCAUAACAAUUGAUCAGAUGGCUGAGAGAAUAUAUUGGGUAGAUGCUAUGGAAGAUUAUAUAGCGAGUGCAGAUUUAAACGGACAGUACAUUAGAAGGAUCUUAUGGCAUGACGAGAAAGUUUUCCAUCCAUUUGCGGUCGCCGUUUUGAAAGACAAAAUGUACUGGGACGAUUGGAAAGCGAAAUCUAUAUUCAUUGCCGAUAAAGACACCGGGGCUAAUGUUAUUACGAUCAACAACUCCUUCAGCGGUCUCAUGGAUCUGAAAGUUUUCGCACAUUUCAUGCAGCACGGAAGCAAUGCUUGCUCAUACAAAAAUACAAGUUGUGAUACUCUUUGCUUGGGUGGUCCAGGGCAUACGUUCAGUUGUUUGUGUCCAGAUGGAUUCAAGAAAAUUAAUGGGAAAUGCAUGUGUCCCAAUGGAAUGGAACCAGCGCCAAAUAUGACGUGUCCAAUGAAGGCUGGCACUUGCGGACCCGAGCAGUUCACGUGCAAGAACGGCAUGUGCAUCACCAGCACGUGGCACUGCGACGGCAACGACGACUGCGGCGACAUGUCCGACGAGAGCGGCUGCGUGUGCGCGCCGCCGAUGGUCGCGUGCUCCGAUGGCAGCUGCUACAUGCCGCAGUGGCGGUGCGACGGCGAUAUCGAUUGCACGGACAUGAGUGAUGAGAAAGACUGUGUAAAACAAAACUGCACAGACACUCAGUUCCAAUGUCAAAACGGACAAUGCAUAGAAAAGAGAUGGUUGUGUGACGGAGACAACGACUGCAAGGAUGGAUCUGAUGAGCGCAACUGCACGCAAACCCCCCCAAAACGUCCCGACAGCCUCACGUGCAGCGUGAACGUGUUCGCGUGCGGCAACGACCUGCACGAGCUGUGCAUCCCCACCUCGUGGGUGUGCGACGGCGAGCUGGACUGCCCCUCGGGGGAGGAUGAGACGGACGAGAAAUGCAGGCAGUCCACCUGCGGCCCCUAUAUGUUCAGGUGCCCGACGGGCAAGUGCAUUUAUAGCUCUUGGGUGUGCGACGGCGAAAACGACUGCAGCGACGACGAGGCGUUCGACGAGAAGAACUGCACCAACACGUCGAGCCACACCAAGUUGAUACCUCGACCGAACACGGACAAACCGGAUUUCCCAACGAACGGCUCUUGUCUGGACUGGAUGUUCAAGUGCGAGAAUGGAAACUGUUUACCGUACUGGUGGAGAUGCGACGGGAUCAACGAUUGCGGGGAUAAUUCGGAUGAGGCCGCGUGCGGUUUCGUUGUGCCCGACGCGAGUGCUAUCAGUCCGGAACACGACGCCACUAAGCAUAAGUGCGGGAAGAACCAGUUUACAUGUUCGCCAGGCGUGUGCAUCCCCCUGUCGUGGGUGUGCGACACGGCGAAGGACUGCGCGGACGGCGCGGACGAGCGCGGGUGCGCGGGCGCAGGCGCGGGCGCGGGAGCGGGCGCGGGCGCGGGCGCGGGCGCGGGAGCACACGCGUGCGACGCGGACAGCACGCCCUGCAACGACGGGCGCGGCUGCGUGCGCGUCGACAAGCUGUGCGACAAGGUGCCCGACUGCGCCGACAGGAGCGACGAGAUAUACUGCAUCGAGGGUCUACCACGUUCUGGAAAUUGUUCGUCCAAAUUCUUCGAUUGCGAUGACGGCACCAAAUGCCUGUGGCCCUCUCUGCUGUGCAACGGGCGACGGGACUGCUACGACGGCUCGGAUGAACAGAACUGUUCGAGCGCUAAUGGACAGAACAAUAAUAUGUAUAAGUUCCUGAGUAUAGGGGUGGACCAAUCGUCCAUAACGCCGACGAGCUUCCUCAUAUCGUGCUGGAUGGCUCAGCAGAACACAGUCAUGUACAACUUCUUGCCGUCCAUAGCCAAAGUGGGCCAGAACAAUUGGAAGAACAUGACUUGGAUUAAUGACAGUGUUUAUAGGUUUACCAAUUUAGAACCCUACACGAAUUACAAUGUCACGUUUUAUAUACGGAAUAGCGAGUCGAACAAAACCUACGCUUCAUUCGAAUAUGUCAAUACUACAACCGGUGAAGGAGUUCCAUCAGCGCCGCGUCGUCUAACAGUUCGCCAGAUGGUCGGCAGUCGGGUGAAUCUACUAUGGGAUCCUCCCCUGACCCCCCGCGGUGUUAUCACGCACUACUCCGUGUACUACGUCCCCCCACUACCACCGAUAAUGAAGGUGGUACCCGCUUCUGAACCAAACGCGACCGUUAGUUACGUGCUCAAUGCGUAUUUCAAACCGGGGACGAAUUAUUCUUUCUGGGUGACAGCAUCGAAUUCCGCAUUCUCAUCGAACUCAACGGACAUAUCCUACUUAAUGUUCGACGACGUCGGCGACGUGGAUGAGAUAGUGAACGUUAGUCUGGCGAGAAUCAACGAUACGGCUGUUUCGCUUGAAUGGCAUAAGUUGAGAGGCGUCGAGGGCUAUAUUAUUGAAACGACAUUACCGUGGACUUAUGCUAAGCCGGAUAUUAUUAAGACUAAAGCGAAUAAUAUUACGUUAACCAACCUCCCGCCCGGCGUCCAAGUGUACGUAGACAUAAAGGCCUAUAAGGACCAAAUUAUUGGAGAACCAUUCACGAUACCGAUACCAAAGAGUGGUAUUCCAGAUGAAAAAUUGAAUAUGACGGCGGUGUUAUUGAAGGAAAAGGGCACUUCGGUGCAAUUGAGCUGGUCCCCGCCCGUCUCCGAACGGUAUAAGGGCAGGGAACUUGAAUAUCAAGUGCUCUAUACGAAUAUUGCUAACUUCAGGAUGCACCCGAGGGAGUUGGUUCAAGAUAAAAAGAUAUUUAUUACUAAGAAUACUGGCGCGGUAAUCGACGGACUGAACGCUUGCGAGAGUUACAUGUUCACUGUGGGGCUGCGAGGCGGACCACUGGCUUCUGUUAAAGAGAUUAUUACAAGAGAAAACGAAAAGGCACCAGUUAAAGAUCUACACUUUGAAUAUGAUGAAAGCAAGAAGCAAUUGCAAAUACAUUGGAAGGCCAAUUGUGACGUCAUACGUGAGCCUGUCGCAUACAGGAUGGAUAUAACGGAACAAACGCGCAACGUAACAAGUCGGUAUGAACUGGAGCCGAGCAGCAAUGUAACACUCGUACACACGAUGUACAACGUGCCAGUCGGUGGGAGAUAUUAUAUUUGUAUACGAACGGCAGCGAAGAAUUCGACGCCACAUUGCGGGCACGCACGCAGCGGCAUCAUCCAGCCGCCGCACGCCGUCGUGGCGUGGCUCUCGCCGAGCGGACACAUUAUGCUCAGUUGGGAUCACCCGCAGCAUAAUGAUACGCAUGACCACAAGUACCAAGUCAUAGUGUCGGAGAAGGAGAUACCGGAAGACCUGGUGACGCCGAGCGCCGACAUGACGACCGCGGAGAGCGAGUUCUCCCCGCUGCUGCUGAGCGUGCCGCGCGCCGGCGCCGGGCCCGUGUACGUGAGCGUGCGCGCCGUCUCGCGCGACGGCUACUACAGCGACCUCAGCGAGGUGCAGACCUUGGAAAUGUUGGGUGCGGCGGCGGAGGAGCGCGGGGGCGGAGGGGCCGGCGCGGGCGGCGCGGUGUGGUGGGGCGCGGGCGCGGCGGCGCUGGCGGCGCUGCUGCUGGGCGCGGCGCUGCUGCACGUGGCGCUCAAGAACCGCCGCCUCAACCGCUCCUUCCUGCGCCUCGCCGCCACGCCGCGCUACGACAGCCGCCGCGGGCAGGCGACCAUUGACCACGAAGAUGACGACGUACCGCCAAUCCACGGUUUCUCGGACGACGAACCUCUCGUUAUCGCGUGAACCUCUCUAAUGUGAUUUUAUUGUGAUCUUGUCAUUUCAUUACACUACCCGCAUCGUGAUUAUUGAAUAUAUAAAAAGACAAACUUUUUGCAGUUAUAUAUUUUUUAUCUGUUUUAAACCUUAUCAUUGUUCAUCCCUUUCAAUUUUAUUUUAUGUCAAAGAGGGAUAGAAAUGAUAUCGGGCUUAAAACAGAUGGAAAAUGCUUUUAAGUAAAUAAAUCGUUAUCCUUAGUGGUUUACACUUUAGUCCAAAAUUUGACAAUGAAUAGAUAAAAUAAAAUAGUAAACUUAUUAAAACAUUUGUGGGUAGUAUGAUGUUAAUUAAAUUAAAAGUUACAUUAUUUUCGUUUAGUAUCUAUGUUAUAUGCAUUUUGCCAGUUAUUGUUUGUUAGAUGAAUAACCAGUAUGAAAACACUAAGUAUUAUUAUUUUAUUACUCUAGUUUCUUUACGAUAGUGGCAUAUAAAUCUAUAAGUUCUUAUGACUAUCAUGGAAAAAUUAGAAAGAAUUUAAUUUAGUACAAUUAGUGAUUUGUCGUAGAUUUUCAUAUAUUUUUGUGUUUCGUAAACGUUACGCGGGCUGUAAUUGUUAGAAGACUUCUAAGUUCUAUGUAUUUUAAGUUUGUAAUCAUAAAGGAUAUUUAAGUUUUUACAGUUUAAUAAAACAUUGACUCAAGUUCGACACCAAAGAUUUCAUACAAGUAAGAUUUUAAUAUAUGUAUUCAUAGUUAAUACGUAUAUAAAUAUAGUGUAUAUUUUUGGUGAUCUUUAUAAAUAAAAUCUUUAUGUGUUGAACAUAGAGGGCGCUGAACAUAUUUGCUUAGUGUUCUUCAUUUAAAUUUCAUAUCUAUUGCCAGAUAACCGAUUGUUUUUUUUUUGGAAAAUGCGCUCUCUAGGGUUAUAAACUAAGGUAGCUCAGAUCUCGACAUUCCUUAAGUUUGUGAAUUUAUUGUUUAGUUCCUAAAGGUGAAAAUUGCCUCUUAGCUUUCUUAUGACUUUAUUUAUUUGGAUAUAAAUAUAAUAAAUAGCAAAAUUCGUAGACAUUGUAAGUUUUGUAUGGAUAUCGUAGACGUUGCUCAUAAAUUGAAAGGAAUAUCUUUGAAUAAAAAUAAAUCAUCUGAAA
Zerene cesonia (dogface butterfly) is the source of this 7789-nucleotide messenger RNA. RefSeq names its product sortilin-related receptor-like. The transcript has 28 exons. The record is from RefSeq and is a predicted model, not a curated record. Gene Ontology annotation, biological process: post-Golgi vesicle-mediated transport. Gene Ontology annotation, molecular function: protein binding. Bases 91 to 6669 code for a protein of 2192 amino acids. Lineage: Eukaryota; Metazoa; Arthropoda; Insecta; Lepidoptera; Pieridae. Gene Ontology annotation, cellular component: Golgi apparatus; membrane.